Molecule: messenger RNA, 2969 nt
Organism: Anopheles maculipalpis
Lineage: Eukaryota; Metazoa; Arthropoda; Insecta; Diptera; Culicidae
Product: O-acyltransferase like protein
Exons: 12
Coding region: 59-2962 (967 amino acids)
Molecular function (GO): acyltransferase activity, transferring groups other than amino-acyl groups
Source: RefSeq, a predicted model, not a curated record
GUGUGGUGGUGCUGGUGGUGGAGCAUUUUAUACCCACAACUUCAUACCGUGCCGUGCAAUGUUGACCGUACCAAUCCGGAUCGCUCGGUUACGUGAACGUCGUAUCUCGGUGCUGGCGAGUUGGUGCAGUGUGUCGUUGUUGUUGUUGGUGGUGGUGCAGUUGCAACUAGCGAAAUGCGCCCAGGAGCGUACGGGCUCGGUGGAUGCUGCGCGUUUGUCACCAUUUCCGGGCUCUAAUAUUCCCCCGUUGGAUGGUGGUAAGCAUACUUAUGCAACGCAUAACACGCAAUCGCCACCACCGGGCAGGGAUUCGACGGCAGCAGACGACCACAAAGCUGCAGCUCGUCCCUAUAGCCAUGGUAACGAGCGGAUAAAUCAGCGAGAAUCGGCGCUCGAUCGGCUCGAUCCGAACCAGGCCGAUCUGGCACUGCCAAACUACGAAACAUCCUCGGUACGCACCGGAGCAGGGUCGCCACCCGUCUACAAAUACACGGACAAUGUUUUCCGAGUGCCGAAACGGAAAGCAAAAAUCUCACAUCCGGCAGACACGGCGGGUACGGUGCCCCGUAAGUCACACACAAACCGGUCCGUGGGAUCUGGUCGAUCGGUAGUGCAUCAUGGCGAUGCAUCGUGGUCAGCUUCCUCGUCGGCAUCGGUAGCGUAUGUGCCCGGUAAUGGGGCGGCCGUGAUCGAUCGACGUGCCGAGCUGGUGGGAUUGGGCGAGGAAACCUUGUUCCAGCUGUUCACAAGCCUCUUCGAUCAUGGCAACUGGAAUAUAAUCGAGCUGAAGGGCCGUGUUGGUGAGCAGUGUGCGGCGCAUAUUGGUCUGUACUUGCGCGAUCUCCGUCGACAGCGUGGCUGGGCGUUGAAGGCGAGCGACUCUAGUGGCCGGUACGGUGGUCAGUACUUUUUUGGUAACGAGUUCUGGAUGGGUUCACUGACGUUCUGUGACGAGGUGAAUCGUGUGCUACGGCUCACUCCAAUGCCACCGGGAGCACGGCAGCUUGAGAUGCGAUUUUUCGUGGCAAAAAUAUCUGUCCAACUGGAACGAUUGCUCUCCACCCAGUCCAGCUCGAUCCUGCUGGGACAGUGCUUGCCCAAGUCGUGCACGAUAGACGACAUCACCGAGCUGCUGCGUAGUGAUCCGGCAUUGAAUCUGCUUAACAAUAGCACGCUGAACGUGGUCGUUGCGUCCACCCCGUUACCGAACGGGAGCCCGGCCAGUGCGCUCACUGUCCUGCAUGUGCGACCCGUCCCCGGCAGCUACAAUUUGUGGAGCGAUCCGAAAGUGUUUGCACUGUUCACGGUCCUGACGGUGCUGAGCGCGGUCAUAGCGUACGCAUCCUGCGGCACGGAAAGCUCGAAACCGAAAGCAAGAGGAGGUUGGUCGAAGAAAGUGCUCGACCCGUCCAGAGUAGAGGCGGAUGGGCAUCACAUCAAGCGGGAGCAUGGUGUGGGCGAUGGCGGCCGGAAGGGUGAUACGCUCGAGAUGCACAAAAUCAAUGUGGAAAGUAACAACAAUGUGUCGGGUGGUGGUAAUGGGCAGCAGUCGCCGGCCGCGGAUGGAUUGUACAGCAAGGAGCGCAAGGAAACACGCUUCUCACUGCACCGCAUCCUGGCCUGUUUCGAUGUGGGACCGAAUGCGGCAUCGAUCCUGUCGGUGGAACGUGCCGGCGAGGAUUCGCUGACGUGUGUGCAUGGUUUGCGGCUCUACUCCCUGCUCUGGACAGUGCUAGUCCAUACGUACCUGCAGUUGUUUGCAGUGUCCGAGAAUCGGUUCGGACGCAAAAUUGCAGAACGUUCCUUCCUGUAUCAGCUCGUCGGCAACGCAACCUUUUCCGUCGAUACGUUCUUUUUCAUCAGCGGUCUAUUGAUCGUGUACCUGUACAUGAAAUCGGUGACCAAAUCGGGCCAACCGGCCUCAAAAACCUUACCAACCGAGGAAUCGAAUGGUACCGCUACCAGCGGCAAUCGAGAGUCUCCGGCAAGCCGCAAUACAACCCUCGGUGGAGCGUCCCGUAAAGUUGGCCUUUCGAUCUUAUACCGUUACCUGCGGCUAACUCCUGUCUACUGGUUUACGAUAGUGACGAACGAAAUCAUCCUAAAGUGGACGUACGAUCGAUCCGUAUUCACGCCGGGCAUCAUCGAUCACAUUACGUGCGAUCGGUUCUGGUGGCGCAACAUUCUCUACGUCAACAACUGGUUCCCGUUUACCGAGAUGUGUAUGAUCUGGUCCUGGUAUCUGGCGAACGAUAUGCAGUUCUACGUCAUUGCGAUCGUGCUACUCAUGGUAUCCUCCAGAAAUUUCCGUCUCGCCGUUGGGCUGCUGUUCCUGUGUUUGGGCGGUUCGUGGCUACUGUCGAUCUACUUUUCGCUGCACUAUCGCUACACGUACAAGGUGGCCGAUCCGUUCGAAUCAUUCGACAUACUGUAUGAUAAGCCGUGGCAACGCAUUGGGCCAUACAUCGUCGGUAUGAUAACGGGCUACAUAUUGUACCGUCGUCCAAAUGCGCCGAGAAUUGUACCACCGUUGAGGCUUCUGCUGUGGACCAUUUCAACGGGUAUAUUGAUUGCGCUGAUUUUUGGCGUUUGGAACGGUGAACUAAGCGUACACUGGACGGCUUGGUAUGUGAGCGUUGGGCACACGGCCUGGGGAUUGGCGCUGAUGUGGAUAACGCUGUCCUGCUGCUGGGGCUACUCGGACUUUGUCAAUGGGCUUCUGUCGUACAGGGGGUUCUUCCCGCUGAGCCGACUCGCCUACUGUACCUACCUGAUCCAUCCGGUCGUCAUGAUGGCUACCUCGUUCCAGCUCGAAGCUCCAAUGCACCUGCAGCACGUCAUCAUCAUCACGGCCUUCUUCGGUAAUGCGGUCAUCUCGUUCCUGAUCGCGUUCGGAAUGUCACUAAUGUUUGAAGCGCCAGUCAUUAAGCUGCUGAAGCUGUUCUUCCAGCGGGCACAGUGAAAAACAA